Acanthosepion pharaonis is the source of this 510-nucleotide messenger RNA. NCBI's taxonomy places the organism in Eukaryota, Metazoa, Mollusca, Cephalopoda, Sepiida, Sepiidae. The record is from the annotation of a GenBank genome assembly.
AUGCUCUCUCUCUCCCUCUCCCUCUCCCCUCUCUCUCUCUCUCUCUCUCUCUCUCUCUCUCUCUCUCUCGCAAUACAUGUGUAUAUGUAUUUACCAGCUAUUCCUAUAUUACGCUUGGAAAAUCACUGUAUAUCUCUUGCUCUAUCGUUAUCUGCCCCCCUCUCUCUCUCUCUCUCUGCCUAUUUUCUGACACUUUCACUAUUACACUCGCGCUUUCUCUCCCCUCCUCUCUUUGUUUCUCUUAAUCUUUACACGCCCUGCCCUCUCUCUUUCUUUUUGUCUAUCUAUCUAUCUAUCUUCCUUUCAAUUUCUGUAUUUUCUUCUCGUUUUCUUUUUCUCUAUUGUUACUAUCUUUAUUCUACUCUUCCUCUCUCUCUCUCUCUCUCUCCCCCCUCUCCGCUUCUCGCCGCUUACACUGUCCCUAUUUCUACCUACUUUUAUCACAUUUUCUUCUUUCUCAUCCUCCUUUUCUCCAUUCGUCUCUUUUCUUUCUUUUUCCUUUUCUUUUAA